Colletotrichum spaethianum is the source of this 1653-nucleotide messenger RNA. RefSeq names its product arrestin-related trafficking adapter 10. Gene Ontology annotation, cellular component: plasma membrane; cytoplasm; cytosol. The coding region runs from base 1 to 1653 and encodes 550 amino acids. The record is from RefSeq and is a predicted model, not a curated record. Gene Ontology annotation, molecular function: ubiquitin protein ligase binding; protein-macromolecule adaptor activity. The transcript has a single exon. Gene Ontology annotation, biological process: ubiquitin-dependent endocytosis. NCBI's taxonomy places the organism in Eukaryota, Fungi, Ascomycota, Sordariomycetes, Glomerellales, Glomerellaceae.
AUGUCGAUCAGGAUAGCGCUCGACAAUGCGCCCGAGUUCUACACCAAUCUCGACUCCGUCACCGGCCGCGUCGUGCUGCACCUGAGCCGGCCCGAGCAGAUUGGCGGCAUCGUCGUCAAGCUCGAGGGCGAGUCCAAGACGGCUCUCGGCCUACCCCAGGGCUACGACGAUCGCGCCCCGCGACCCGGCGGCGGCCCCGGGAGCAUCGCCAGCGAGAACCACAAGAUCCUCUACCGCGUCGCCCAGGUCUUCCCGACCUACGAGGAGGACCUCGGCGGCGGUAGCUCGAGCUUCGCCCAGAGCUACAUGAUCCAGGGCGGCCAGCACGAGUUCCCCUUCACCUUCAAGCUGCCCAUCAACAAUGCCUGCAGCGACCCCGUCGCCAUGUCCAAGAUCGGGGGCAUCGGCGGCAUGGGGGGCUUCGGCGCCGGGAUCGGGCCUUUCGGCCUCGGCGGUGCCAGGGUCAUGGACGGGAGCAAGCAGCUGUUCCUCCAGCACGUCACCAAGACCCUGCCGCCGUCCUUUACCGGGUUCCCCCGCCAGGCCGAGGUCCGGUACUACCUCAAGGUGACGAUCCAGCGACCCGGGUUCCUGAAGGAGAACUGGCGGUACCAGAUCGGCUUCAAGUUCAUGCCCAUUGAGCCUCCUCGGCCGCCCAAAACAACACAGGAAGCCUUCGCCCGGCGACCCUUUACCUUCAAGCCGCGUGCGCAGGGUUUGUACAAGAAGAAGUCCUCCCUCUUCAGCUCAAGCAAGGACGAGAGCACCACUGCCGACUCCGGCGCCGUACCGCCGUCCAUCGAGCUCUCGGCGCGCCUUCCGCACCCGCCCAUCCUCACCUGCAACCAGCCCCUGCCGCUGCGGCUCAUUGCCAAGAAGCUCAUCCCCUCGCAUGAGCAGGUCUUCCUGACCUCGAUCCAGAUCGAGCUCGUCGGCAAGACGCACGUGCGGUGCCACGACCUGUUCAACACCGAGGUGAGCAAGUGGGUCGUCGUCACGCAGACGGGGCUCAGCGUGCCCAUCCUCAAGGACCCGGCCUCGGAGGACCUCUCGCUCGAGUCCGUCAUCCCGGACGACCUGUGGCGGAACAUCCCGCUGCCCAACACCGUCGCCCCAUCCUUUGUCGCGUGCAACCUCCAGCGCCACUACGAGCUCGACAUCCAGCUGGGGCUGUGCUGGGGGAAACCGCCCAGCCCGCGCGGGUUCCUGAGCUCGUCGAAAGAGAACCCGGCGGCGCAGACCAUCUUUUUGCCGUUGCACUUCUCCAAAGUCCAGAUCUACUCGGGCGUCGCGCCGCCGCCGCAGCUGCUGGAGGCCUUGGCGGCGCAGGCCAACAGGCCCGGCGCCGCGACGCUGAGCGUGCCGCCGAGGUUGCCCCCACGGACGGCGCAGUCCGCGCCCGUGACGCCGACGCAGCAGUAUCGUCCUGGACAGCAACGGCCACCGGCGGCGGCGGGACCGGGAUCGCAGGCGCCGCAGUAUGACCCGCUAUAUCCGCCGCAGAUCGGCACGCCAGGGGCUGCGGGCUUCGACGAGGCGCCGCCGAGCUACGACGAGGCCAUGGCCGCGGACGCGUCGGCGCCCGAGGAGAGGCCGGCGUAUAGCGGUGUGACGAACGAGAACGCGCCGAGUCAGAUCCCAGAGAAGAGUUAG